UCCAGCCGCGGCUUCCGCUACCAAAUGGCCUUCGCCGCCUCCCCUUCCCUCUCCUCUCUCGCCUCCUCCUCCGCCGCCACCGCCGCCGCGAUCUCCUCCACCUCACUCAAGCCCCUUUCACGAGCUAAAACCCCUCCAGCUCUCCCUCAGGCUGCUCUCCCCAACCCCAAACCCCAUUCGCUCUCCUGCUCCGGGCCGCAGGCCCCGCGUGCCACCACCGGCGACCGAUCGGGUGCGGGGAACCACGGGGGCGACUCCGGAGGAAACCGCGGCAAGGAUGGAGGUGGGCACGGCGACGGCGAAGGCGAUGACUACGAGGAGGCCGAGUUCGGCCCCCUGCUCGGCUUCGAUGAGGUGCUGCGGCUCGCCGCGGCCCGUGGUGUCUCGCUCCCGGCCGACAUGAUGGAGGCGGCCAAGGAUUCUGGCAUCCGGGAAGUCUUGUUGCUCCGCUACUUCGAUCUGCAGGCCGCACCAUGGCCGCUAGCCGCGAUGAUCCGGGCCUUCUCGAUGCUCCGCAACCGAAUGCUCGCUGACCCAUCAUUCCUCUUCAAAGUUGGAACCGAGGUUGUGAUUGAUUCGUGCUGCGCCACCUUUGCGGAGGUGCAGAAGAGAGGGGAUGAUUUCUGGGCGGAGUUUGAGUUGUACGCCGCGGACCUUCUAGUGGGAGUGGUCGUCGAUAUUGCACUUGUCGGGCUAUUGGCUCCGUAUGUGAGAUUUGGGAAGGCGUCUGCUUCAACUGGUCCUUUUGGUAGAUUCAGCAGGAUGGCUGGAUCUUUGCCAAGCAGUGUUUUUGAAGCUGAAAGGCCAGGCAGCAGAUUCACAGUUCAGCAGAGAAUUGGAACAUUCUUUUAUAAGGGUGUCUUGUAUGGCUCGGUUGGAUUUGUCUGUGGUAUUAUUGGUCAAGGAAUUGCUAAUAUGAUAAUGACUGCUAAGAGGAGUGUCAAUAAAUCAGAUGAUGAUAUCCCUGUUCCUCCACUUAUUAAAAGUGCUGCUUUAUGGGGUGUGUUCCUUGCUGUAUCAUCAAAUACACGUUAUCAGAUCAUCAAUGGUCUGGAGCGUGUUGUUGAGGCAUCACCAGUUGCGAAACGUGUGCCACCUGUUGCAAUGGCUUUCACUGUUGGCGUUCGUUUUGCCAACAAUAUCUAUGGUGGGAUGCAAUUUGUUGAUUGGGCACGAUGGAGUGGUGUUCAAUAAUGCUUCAAACAUGGAAGCUGGAUGAAUCUUUGCGUGUUACUCUUUGCUUUCUCUGAGACCCAAGAAGCAGAAACAACAGCACUUCUGUGGAAGUAACAGGGAACUUUGUUUGAAGAACGCAUGAAGGACGUCGCGUCACAAGGUUGACAUACAUGUGCUAAGAAAUAAUUUAUUUUAAUUGCCCCCUCACUCGUUUAGCUGUUUGAGGCAAGCAUUAAAGAAUUAAAGUAUUUCUUCAAAUGUGCACUAUCAAUUGAUGAUACCACAACAUGUUUUCUUAACAGCAAAUAAGGACCAGCUUUAUUCCUUAAUUAUGAGUAAAUUUCACAAAACCAUAGGUAUUUUGACCAAAUAAUCGCAAAAUAGAGAUUUAAUAGCAUAUAUUACAAUACUAUAGGAUUAACACCAAUUUUUUGA
Molecule: messenger RNA, 1611 nt
Organism: Oryza brachyantha (malo sina)
Lineage: Eukaryota; Viridiplantae; Streptophyta; Magnoliopsida; Poales; Poaceae
Product: protein RETICULATA-RELATED 1, chloroplastic-like
Biological process (GO): plant organ development
Cellular component (GO): chloroplast inner membrane
Source: RefSeq, a predicted model, not a curated record